Molecule: messenger RNA, 3910 nt
Organism: Mercenaria mercenaria
Lineage: Eukaryota; Metazoa; Mollusca; Bivalvia; Venerida; Veneridae
Product: heat shock 70 kDa protein 12A-like
Exons: 7
Coding region: 313-1965 (550 amino acids)
Molecular function (GO): ATP-dependent protein folding chaperone; ATP binding
Source: RefSeq, a predicted model, not a curated record
AGUAGUGUCAGAUAAGUUAUAAUUACAACAAAAGAACAUAACCUUGAAGUAUAAUACGGCGAUGAUAAAUUAUCUCAGUAUGGUAUGUUGAUCUAAUUUAUACUUUUUGAAGUUUUAUCAUUGCUAAGUAAACAAAGCAAUGCAUGUAAAGGAAGUAAAUUUUAGUUUGGCUUCCAAGAAAUGUGUCAGUCAAAAUAUUGCCGUUUUGUCAAAUUGCGCAUGCGCGUUUAAUUAGAUAAGUUAUUAGUAUUGGCUAGGGCUGAUCCUCUUGGUUUGAUUUUGCUUGAGGAGUCAUAUUCUACAAUAGAAGAAAUGGACUCGUUGGUUGUUGUAGCCAUUGAUUUUGGAACAACUUACUCGGGAUGGGCGUUUUCAUUUAGACAUGAAUAUGAGAGGGAUCCUAUCAAAGUGUCUUCGAAGAACUGGCAAGGAGGAACACUCGUCUCGCAAAAAGGUCCAACAUGCAUUUUGAUCAAACCCGAUGGAAAAACAACAGACUCUUUUGACUAUGAUGCCGAAAGUAAAUAUGCCGAAAAGGCUGAAGAAAACGAUCAAGAUCAAUGGUUCUUCUAUAAAAGAUUUAAAAUGAUGCUUUUUAAAGACAAGAAAGAUGUUCUUGAAACUUUGGGCAAACAAGUCGACACUGGGUUUGGUGUCUCCGACAUUCACUGGGUUCUUACCGUCCCAGCAAUAUGGAAUGAUGCGGCUAAGCAGUUCAUGCGAGAGGCAGCUCAGAAUGCUGGAAUACCAGCGAAGAACCUGACCAUAUGCCUUGAACCGGAAGUCGCUUCUAUUUACUGUCGCCAUCUUCCAGUAUCGAAGUCAUCGACUGUAGGAGAAAAAUCAUUGCUGGCUCAGUUUUCGUCCGGAACAAAGUACUUGGUGCUUGAUGCAGGAGGCGGAACUAUUGACAUCACUGUUCAUGAAGUCACUACAAGCGGUGAGCUUAAGGAACUUCACAAAGCAAGCGGAGGAGCUUGGGGUGGAACUAAAGUAGACCAAGCUUAUGAGGCGUUUCUCACAAGCAUUGUCGGCUCUGAAGUCAUCAUGAAAUUCAAGAACAAACAUAUGGAUGACUACAUUGAAGUCUUCCGAGAUUUUGAAAUAAAGAAACGACAAAUUUCUCCGACCAAACAAGAAAAGGUUACGAUCCGUAUGCCUGCUAGUCUUUCAACACUAUGCAGUGAAAUGAGAAGCAGUGAUUUGAAAAGCUUAAUCUUACAGUCACGUUUUGGCAGCAAAGUGAAAGUCUUGAGCGAUAAGUUGAGGGUAGAUGCUGAUGUAGUCAGAGAGUUCUUCAGGCCAACUGUCCGAAACAUAAUCAGUCAUAUUGCCACCCUACUGAAGGAGCCUUCAGUCCAUGGUUGUGCUGCUAUUCUAAUGGUCGGUGGAUUCUCUGCAUCACCAAUGUUACAAGAGAGCGUGCAGGCAAAAUUUCGAAAUCUAAGAGUAAUUGUUCCUGAUGAUGCUGGCUUAGCAGUGUUGAAAGGAGCUGUCAUCUUUGGUCAUGAACCUACAGCAAUCACCGAAAGGGUCUGCAAGUAUACAUACGGAACAGGUACAACCCAUAAGUACGACGAAACAUGCGAACAUCCUAAAGGAAGAGUCGAAAGGGAUGGAAAUGGAGACCUGCGAUGUUACGAUAUUUUUAGCAUCCAUGCACGUUCUGGCAAGUCUGUCAAACUCAAUGAAGAACAGCCGGAACAGAGUUAUAGUCCCGUAUCUGACGACCAAACAGAGAUUGGUUUCAAGAUAUAUUCAUCAUCUACAGCACAUCCGCAUUUUAUUACCGAAGAAGGAUGCAGCCUUAUUGGAGAGUUGACGAUUCCUAUUUCCGAUACAAGUUUGGGAAGAAAUCAUAAGUUUGGUACGAGUUUUAUAUUUGGCGGGACAGAAAUAGUUGUGAAAGUUGAAGACAAGGCAACAGGCUACGUGACUCAUGAAUCAGUCAAUUUCCUUGGAUGAAAUACAAAGUGAUAUUGAAAAUAAAUAUUCGUGAACUUUUUAAAACUAGUAACCGGAUCAGUCGUUUACAAAGGUAAAACAUUAAAAUAGCUAAUAAUAUACCUAUUAUGAAUACUAUUAAGAUGUUGAAUAUAACAUUCUUUAAAACAUCUAAAUUUAAUCAGCAAGUGAAACUUUCAGUUUUGGUAAUUUUGUAACAACCUGUUUUGCAUGAAAUAUGUUCGUAAGUACAAGUUGCAACAAACUUCCGCUGGUUAUUAGACAUCAUCCUAUUGGAUACAACAUGUACAGUCAUCUUCUAAAGACAAUAUAUUCACAUCAAUAUUAUAUAGAUACUAUUUAGCUCUUUAAUUUUAAUGAAAGACGACGGACAUGUUAAAGAUCCGCCACAAAAGAAAUUAACUACCAUUUUCUUGUAUGAACUUCGCGAAAAUCAUUUUAAUAUUAUAGCUAUAUUACAGCUAUACCACCAAAUGGCAGGUUGACAAUUCGAGGCCCUUCCUGCUUGUAUUCUCACAACUUUACCUGUUUAUUCGUUUAGCUUUAUUUUAUUCAGUGAUUCUUUUUUUCAGUAUAUUGCAUAGUUUUUGAAAACCACAGCGUAAAUAUAUAUUAUACAGAAGAAACAAGAUGUGGUUUAAACUGAACUAAAUAUACUAAAUACAGUGAUACGAGUACCAUAACUGAAACACAACAUAACAUAAUUCUUCUGUGGUGGCUCUUUAAUCAUGAAAGUGUUAUAAUAGUUCCAAAGUCGGUUCUGAGGCAAUGUUCCCAUAUAUGUAAUGUUAAUACCUUUAAAUCAUUUUAUAGCUUAAGAGCUAAUUCAUUGCGCCUUUUCUGAAAUAUAAUACUUGAGAAGAACGCUUGAACAAACUUUCUGUUUUAGCAAUGUAAACAGAAAAUACUAUUCUAUUUAUUACUCAUUUGUAUUGUUUUAUUUACGCGUACUACCUUUGUAGAUGCGGUUUGUUGGGGGAGCUCAUUUCAAAGUUCUAUACCAUCAAAGGGAUAAAACUGUCGUUCAUACAUGCAGCAGAGGAGUGUGUAGAUAGAUCCCUUUGAACGGUUUCCUUGCUAUACGGGAGGUAAAUCGAGUUUAAAAUUUGUCUGUAUCGCAGGGUGCUACUUCCCUUGCCUUAUCAAAUUACCCUUGUUAUCUGGACUCGGAAACGUUUUAUGGCUUCAUUUUUCGGCGACGCCGUCUAAAUUCGUUUUCGUUACCUAUGCCACGUGACUUCAGUUUGCAAAUCAAACUACUUGAUAACGCAUUAUAGAUAAUUUAUCAAAAUGGAAGAUUUGUGUAACACUCUGCCUGAUUGGACGAGAGUGUCAAUUUCUUUCACUCUGUUGAUUGUGCUACGCUGAGUGAAAUGUAGACAAAGCGUUUAUCCUAAACGACGCUGUUCACAGUUUUAAAGCUAACUUUGGCUCAGUAUAUUUAGCAAGAAUAUUGAUAUAUCUCAAAAUGAUAAGUAAGUUUAAUAAAUAUGAUAAAAACCUGUUCAAAUACCAACAUAUAUCAAAUUAAAGAAAGAGCUGAAUACGGUCUGCGUAUCACAUGAAUAAGGGUGUGAUAAGAGUCUUUUAUGUAGAGAAGUGCUUUUUAAAAGAUUUUCCUUGUUACAAUUGUCGUCUGUAUAUGACAAUGUUUCUUGCUUUUGUGACUUAUUCAGAUUGCAUAUUAAAAUGAGUACUUGUUUGCUUUGAUAUAUUUGUUAUAAAUUAUUUAACUGAUUUAUUAUAUAUGAAUAUUUUUCUUUAGUAUGGUAUGCAAAUAUUGAACUCAGUUGAAAUCUGUUUUAUUAUAUAUAUGCUAUAUAAUGACAGAAUCUCAUUACACUGAAAUAAAGGUACGCUGCAUACAGUUUAUCUAUGUGAUAUGACUACGGUCAAACUUUGCUUAUGAAACAGAAAUAUUGAAAUAAUUAAAAUUGUAUGUUUU